Marasmius oreades (fairy-ring Marasmius) is the source of this 572-nucleotide messenger RNA. RefSeq lists its product as uncharacterized. The transcript is spliced from 3 exons. Bases 8 to 235 code for a protein of 75 amino acids. Lineage: Eukaryota; Fungi; Basidiomycota; Agaricomycetes; Agaricales; Marasmiaceae. The record is from RefSeq and is a predicted model, not a curated record.
UCCAACCAUGGCCUUCUCAUCUGAAGUCGAGCGUCAACGCUACUCCCAACAACUCGCUGAAUACACUCUCCGUCAAUUCUCUGCUGCUCGUUUGACACUCGACAAGGACGGGAUGGCUGCCGCUAAGAUACCUGCGUCGCAAAGAAAUAAAAUCGCGAGAUGGAUGUGCUCUAGAGCCCAAGUCCGGGGUUCACCCAGUCGCUCAGACUCUACGCUGAGACCCGUCGCAGCGUAAAUAGCUUCUCUCUCCCCUUGAAAAUCGGCCGAUACUUAUAAACAUCCUUUUGGGAACACCUAUCGUAGAAGACGUGUCCCGCCCUCAAAACCUCUGGGUCUCUUCUUUUCACCUAUCCGCCACGACGUGAAAACAUCUCCCACUCGUUACACCUGCAAUAGUCUCUGUUUUCCUCACACAUCACAUAUCUUUAUAUCUCUUUCUCUCUUCAUAAUGGUUAUGUAGAAUUUUUCUUUACGAACAUACUUGUACGAAUAGCAACCAAUCACCGAACGCUUCCUUUACCAGUUCAUGUAUACGUAUAUACCUACCUCCGGGCAAUGUAUUCAGAAGUCAC